Molecule: messenger RNA, 924 nt
Organism: Cyclopterus lumpus (lumpfish)
Lineage: Eukaryota; Metazoa; Chordata; Actinopteri; Perciformes; Cyclopteridae
Product: proline-rich 33 kDa extensin-related protein-like
Exons: 1
Coding region: 1-924 (307 amino acids)
Source: RefSeq, a predicted model, not a curated record
AUGAUCGCAAACAUCCGCACAUCAUCCACACGCCAUCCACACGCCAUCCACACGCCAUCCACACGCCAUCGACACGCCAUCGACACGCCAUCCAAACGCCAUCACACGCCAUCCAAACGCCAUCCAAACGCCAUCCACACGCCAUAUACACGCCAUAUAAACGCCAUCCACACGCCAUCCACACGCCAUAUACACGCCAUCCACACGCCAUCCACACGCCAUAUACACGCCAUCCACACGCCAUCCACACGCCAUCCACACGCCAUCCACACGCCAUAUACACGCCAUCUACACGCCAUCCACACACCAUCCACACGCCAUCCACACGCCAUCCACACGCCAUAUACACGCCAUCCAAACGCCAAUCCACACGCCAUCCACACGCCAUCCACACGCCAUCCACACGCCAUCCACAUGCCAUAUACACGCCAUCUACACGCCAUCCACACGCCAUCCACACGCCAUCCAAACGCCAUCCACACGCCAUCCACACGCCAUCCACACACCAUAUACACGCCAUUUACACGCCAUCCACACGCCAUCCACACGCCAUCCACACGCCAUAUACACGCCAUAUACACGCCAUCUACACGCCAUCCACACGCCAUCCACACGCCAUCCACACGCCAUCCACACGCCAUAUACACGCCAUAUACACGCCAUCCACACGCCAUCCACACGCCAUCCACACGCCAUCCACACGCCAUCCACACGCCAUCCACACGUCAUCCACACGCCAUCCACACGCCAUCCACACGCCAUAUACACGCCAUCUACACGCCAUCCACACGCCAUCCACACGCCAUCCACACGUCAUCCACACGCCAUCCACACGCCAUCCACACGCCAUAUACACGCCAUCUACACGCCAUCCACACGCCAUCCACACGCCAUCUACAUGCCAUCUCGUCUGUGGCCGCUUGA